This is a messenger RNA of Naegleria gruberi, 951 nucleotides long. RefSeq lists its product as uncharacterized. Gene Ontology annotation, cellular component: Gtr1-Gtr2 GTPase complex; lysosome; nucleus. The record is from RefSeq and is a predicted model, not a curated record. The transcript has 3 exons. Gene Ontology annotation, biological process: cellular response to amino acid stimulus; cellular response to starvation; positive regulation of TOR signaling. Lineage: Eukaryota; Heterolobosea; Eutetramitea; Acrasida; Naegleriidae. Bases 1 to 951 code for a protein of 316 amino acids. Gene Ontology annotation, molecular function: GTP binding; GTPase activity.
AUGAAAAAGAAGGUUCUAUUGAUGGGAAAGAGUGGAAGUGGUAAAACUUCAAUGCGUUCUAUCAUUUUUGCCAAUUAUAUUGCUCGUGAUACAAUGCGUCUCGGAGCUACUAUUGAUGUAGAACACAGCCACGUUAAAUUUCUUGGAAAUUUAGUUUUAAAUUUGUGGGAUUGUGGUGGUCAAGAGGCAUUCAUGGAGACCUAUCUUGAAUCACAAAGAGAUCACAUUUUCCGUAAUGUAGAGGUUCUUAUAUAUGUUUUUGAUGUUGAAAGUAAAGAAUUGACUAAAGAUUUGGCUUAUUAUCAUGAUUGUUUGGAAGCAAUAAUGCAAAAUUCGAAGAAUGCCAAAAUAUUUUGUCUCAUUCACAAGAUGGAUUUAGUACCAGAAGAUCAAAGAGACAAAAUUUUCCGUAAAAAGGAACAAGAACUCAGACAAUUAUCAUCACCAAUGAAAGUAACUUGUUUCCGUACUUCAAUAUGGGAUGAAACACUCUACAAGGCUUGGAGUACUAUUGUUUAUAGUUUAAUUCCUAAUAUUCAAAGUAUUGAGGCAAACCUUGAUAAUUUUACAAAGAUUUGUGGAGCUGAUGAGGUAGUUUUAUUCGAAAGAGCUACAUUCCUUGUGAUAUCACAUAGUACAAGCCAUGAACAUCCAGACGUUCAUCGUUUUGAGAAAAUUUCAAAUAUUAUCAAACAAUUUAAAAUCAGUUGUUCAAAGGCACAAUCUCAAUUUCAAAGUAUGGAGGUAAAGAAUUCUCAAUUUUCUGCUUAUAUUGAAGGUUUUACACCAAACACAUAUAUUAUGGUUAUAUUGAGUGAUACAAGUAUACAGAGCGAGGCUGUUCAUAUGAAUAUUAGGGUUGCAAAGAAGCACUUUGAAAAGUAUUUGAAAGUUUCAACUACAGAGGGAGGUCAACAAAUUGCCUAUGAUCCUUCUUCCAAUGUUUUGUAA